Messenger RNA from Bactrocera dorsalis (oriental fruit fly), 1063 nucleotides. RefSeq names its product bacchus-like. The record is from RefSeq and is a predicted model, not a curated record. NCBI's taxonomy places the organism in Eukaryota, Metazoa, Arthropoda, Insecta, Diptera, Tephritidae.
GCAGACGCUUUCAGUCGCAAACUGACGCUCAACGAGUACACAUCUCGGUGGUUGAAAAUACCUAGAAAACGAAAAACGCUUACAAUAAAUAAAAUACAUAUAAGCAAUAUAAUACAAGCAAGCAAGCAAGCAGCACAACAGCUAAAAGCCACAGCUAACUACCUAAGCGCUUUUUCUGUUGAAAACUGCCAGCCAGUCAGCCUGCCGAUUGAUUGUAUAGUCGUCAGCCGCCACACAGCGUGCACAUUUCCGAAGCAAACAAUAAAAUAAUAAAGUAUCUAUCAUCUGCCUACCUAUAGCACGCUAGCUAGUGUUUGCUCCAUACACUCGCCCUGCUUUUACAUUAGAGCGAUAGAGAAGACAAGCGUCGUCAUUAACUUGUACGUACUGUCUUCGUCCUUGCUGUUGCACCGCAUUCUUUCUAUCACAUCGUACGCCUUCGGCUGUACAACGAACAUUCAGAUACAUACGUUGUUGUUUGUUGUUGUUGGUUGUGUGGUUCGACUGUAGAUACAGAUACAUUUACGUAUAAAGUAUCUACGUAUCGCGAACAGAACAGCUCAGCUCAGCACAGAACGUAUCGCUGAAAUAACAUUCAGAAGUUAAAUACACACCGCAAACGACAGUCUCGAACAGUGUGUCUGUGUGCUUCGUACCGAGUGGAUCGUCAAAGCAAAUUGUACGCGUCUUGUGUUUAAUAAAGCAAAUAAAAUAAAUUUGUAAAAAUACAUAAAAAUAACCGCGAACGCAGUUAUAUAAGUUACAACAAAAUAAUAUAAAAUAUAUUAAUUAUAUUUAAAAACACAAACUAUACAGAACAAAUCAAAGAAAAUGUCAGCCGCCACAGAACAACAAAAUAACGGUGAUGUCGCUGUUGAGAAAGUUGCCGCCGAUGCCGUCGAUGCGGCAGCAGCCGUGAAGGAAGAUCUCAAAAAGCCUGCCGUCGAUGAAACAGUAGCGGCCGCCGACAAUGGUACAGCGACAAAAGGUGACGAUGAGGAAGCCAACGAUGCCGCCGCACCCGUCAAGGGACAAGUGAAAGGAACAAAACGGCCCGCCGAAG